AAAAAUUGAUAGUGCAAGUAGUGGAUGGAGUAAGUGUCUGUUGUCCUUUGAGCAACAGGUCAGCGCCUGAUCUCUGCGCCUGUGCGUCCAGUCCGUGCCCCGGCAGCGUGAAGGAGCCCUGACCUGCCCCACUUGCACCAUCAGCGCAUAAGCGUGCAGGCGUGAAGACCUACAUGUCUGUAUACUGUCCUCAAGUCUACUGCUCUGUGUUUGUGCCGUGCCGUGAAAUGACCGAAGUGAUGAUCAGCGGUACUCAGAUGGAGGACAUGCGGCUCAGCCCCAGCAAAGACUGCCUGCCCUUCCAGAUCUUUCCAGAUCCUUCGGAUUUCGAGCGAUGCUGCAAACUGAAGGACCGCCUGCCGUCCAUCGUGGUGGAGCCCACGGACGGAGAGGUUGAGAGCGGAGAGCUGCGCUGGCCUCCAGAGGAGUUCAUCGUCAGCGAGGAGGAUGAGGAUGAGGACGAAGAGGAAGAGGAAGAGAGCAAUGGGAAGGCACAGAUGGGACAAGUGCAGAAUUCUCAGCACUAGAAAGGACUGAAGUGACUUUUUUCCCCAUGCAAAUACACACACAUCCUGGUUUGUAUUCAUCUGAAAUCUCAAAGGAUCAUUUCAAAAGUCCUGGUCGCCUCCUUUCCACCCUGAUCUAAAACCUGGUGCUAAAUUGAAGGACAAACAAGCGCUCCUACUUUGAGAUGAGAAAUGAAUAUGGCCCAUUUGCUCACUAAACAUGACGAAACCCACAUUGCAUGUUUCCUCAGAACCUCAAUAUGUACCCCCAGAUCCCCCAUUGUUUACAUACUGACAAACCUUCUUGUUCGUCUCUGUUCUCAACUCAUAAAUACGUGUACAGCUCUGCAUAUGCAUAUAAGUGCAGGUGACUGAGGAGGCCUUUGGUUCCUGAUCUUUAGUAGACUUUUAUGUCUAAUCCUGUCGUUUGCUGGUCUCUCAGAACCAGAGAAACCAAGAAAGCUAAGUUCGGCCCACCUGCGAUUCAAUGGAUUCAUUGGAACCAGUUUUUUUUUUUGUUGUUGUUGUUUUUUGUUUUUCUUUUCUUCAUUGGUUGAAGUGUUAUGAUGCUGGCUAGAUUGGGUCUAGCAUUGAUGGCCUGUAGAAUGUCAUGAAUUUCAGACAAGCGAAAGAAAGUAUGAAUGCUAGAAAGAUGAGCACUGGUGGGAUCGUUCAAUCUGAGUUUGCGUCACUUGAAAGCCAAUUGGAAUGUUUUAUAGAGGGCAUAUUUACAUAUGCAUGUUUAGAAUCGAAGCUAUAGAUUAUGUUGGAUCAAUCAUUUCGGUCAUUUUACUGAGACUGGGCCAGCCUAGCCUCGGCCAGAUAUGAUAUGAUGAUGAGAAUUCACAUCUGGGGAUAACUUGUUAAAAUUUUGGUGGGACGAAAUCUACCACAAAGAAGAUACGUCCUCUCUCAAAACACAUCAGGCUCUUCUUUAAUGUCCAAUAUGCGAAACCAGCUAGCUGGGAAAUGCUACUGGUGGCUACUUAAACCACUUUGUCCUGCCUGGAAUGUGUCCUCUACACUCCUGUCUUCAUACUGUCUUCAUUGACGUUUUAGCCAGGCUAACUUACUUUCAUCAACUUACUGCAGGCUUGGUGUUCGACGGACAGUGUUGACCAGUGCACCUUUGGCCAGCACUUUGAUAUCCACCUUCACAAGGUCUUUAAUUGGUUUAGAAUCUUCAAACUCAGUUUGUUCCCACCCACAUUUGGCCCCAAAGCUCUCCUCGUUGUCCCCAGAUGCUAUCCCACUCCUAUUCUCGCUGUCCUUUUUCCUUCCUUUGGAACUAUUUCAUUCUCCAUCUAAUACUGUAUGUAAAUAGUAUUUGUACGCCGACAUAAUCUAUUUCACUGUGAAUAUCCACAAAUUAUUGUGUGUCUUUGUACAUACCAGGUUUCUUGUCCGGUAGCGGUUGAGUGGCGGUUCAAUUGGACACACGGAGAUAAAUAAUCAAAUUAAUGCCGUUCUUUCAUCCAAACGCUUCCUUUUCUUCACGGUCAUUUCUUUACGGGAGGUCAUACUGAGACGUUAGCUGACCUGUAUUUCGCCAGACAUUGAUUUGAGUCUUCCUGCUUCCACUGGGGUGUCAGGAGGGGGUUAUUUUAUGCACACUGAGAACCUACCUGGCCCGGCCUUUCUUUUUUCCUCAAGCCAUCCUUGUCCCGCAGUGGAAAGGUCCUGAAGGGUCACCUUGGCACUGAGAGCACCUUGUAUAUUGACACAUUGAGACGGGACAUCUAGCCUUUUUUUGCAUUUUUGUUUCUUUGUUUUUGUUUUUCUACGUCCUGACUGUAUAGAGGCUUUCGUGUAAGUCAUCCGUCUGUGUAUGUGGGAGUGUAUGUGUGUGUUUUAAGGCAGAGGGUCUCCUCUCCUUCGCGUGAACCACCUGUAGAUUUGUUCGCUCUGUAUUUGUGUACAGCUCAGGGAGAAUAGCUGCCAUUUAUUUUUUUUUCUGUUUUCUUUUGAUUUUUUUUUUUUUUUUUGGGGUCUUGAUUUUUCUCGUUACCACUUCUCUGUAACAGACAGAGGCUGUAAAUAAACAUUUUGAACGUGAUUUACAAA
Molecule: messenger RNA, 2570 nt
Organism: Pygocentrus nattereri (red-bellied piranha)
Lineage: Eukaryota; Metazoa; Chordata; Actinopteri; Characiformes; Serrasalmidae
Gene: lbh
Product: LBH regulator of WNT signaling pathway
Exons: 3
Coding region: 174-527 (117 amino acids)
Biological process (GO): positive regulation of DNA-templated transcription
Cellular component (GO): nucleus
Source: RefSeq, a predicted model, not a curated record